CUGUAAUAUAUAAGUCACUUACGGAAUCGUUAAAUGGUAACCCCAGAACAUGGAGCCAUUGAACCGGAGCGUUGCAUUUAAGCUAUACGCGAUUUAUAAACUAUAAACCCGUCUUGUCGGAUUGAAAAUAUUUUCCUACCGUCAGUUCAGUCGUUAUCAAGUCGGCAUUCGAAGUGGUUCGAUCGCACCCACAAGACUAAGAAUUACAGAUACUCGAACAUACAAUUCAUUCCGUCCACUGAUCUAGUCAGGACGCAAAGUAAAUGUAAUAAAAAUAGUUCCACAGAUUCUUUAGAGGCGAUUCCGACGAGAACAUUUACAACUUCAGUUGCAUUAUCAGAGGUACCAGAUAACCUCCACCCUGUUGCGUGGACUUGGACUCGGAUCAGAUCGGAUCAGUCAUUAUAAGGAAGUGGGAGAAAUCAGACAAUCUCUAUCUGCAUCAUUGCAGACACAACAUUGGGAAAAGGGCCCAAUAAAGUGCAGCACGACACAACAUACUUACAUCCCAUUACCAUGAUCGGAAAACAACGCAUUUUACGGACUAGUGCGGUGGGUCUAGUUUUGUCCACCUUCAGUCUUUUCUCGGUAGUUUACAUGGAUCAGAUCGAACGUUGGAUGAUCGAGUGGUUAAUGGUUCUGAGACCCGGAACUCUGAUUAGCACUCUGUGGGAAUCGCCCUCCAUGGAUAUAAACGUGGAUCUGUAUAUUUUCAAUUGGACAAACUCAGAGAGCAUAGGCGAUCCUACAGUGAAGCCAAGAUUUGAGGAACUCGGACCUUACCGCUUUACGGAGCGGAUGCAGAAGGUCAAUGUGGAGUGGCACGAUGAGAACUCAACGGUUUCCUACAAGCGCCGCAGUCGGUUCGACUUCGAUCCAAAACUCAGUGCUGGACGUCUCUCAGAUCCCAUCGUGGCGCCCAACCUGCUAAUCGUGGGCUUGUACCAGAAGAUGAUGCUGUGGAGUCCUAUGCUGCGAUCCCUAAUGAUGAUUGCUUUAAAUAUUUACGGUAAAGACCAGACGAUGGUACGUCCUGCCAGCGAUUGGAUGUUCGACGGGUUCGACACGCCGCUGAUCAAGAUGAGCAAAAUGAUGCCGCCUAACCUCGUGCCGGAGAUGAAGUUUCCCUAUGAGAAGAUCGGCUAUGCAUAUCCACGCAAUGGCAGCAUGGAAAUCUACGGCCAUCAUAAUGUCUACACAGGACGAGAUAAGUUUGAAAAACUGGGUCAAAUAGCUCAGUGGCGCUACAACAACGUCACAGAAGCCAGUCCCAGGUGCAAAUUGAAGGGCAGUACCGGGGAAUUCCAUCCAAUACCGCUGGUGAAAGGCAGACCCAUAUCCUACUUCCUGCCGGAUCUGUGCCGUGAACUACAGGUGGACUAUUACGGCACCACACUUUUCGAAGGCGUCGAGGCAUUCGUGUACAAGGGCAGUGCCCGCAACAUGGCGAAUGGUACUGACAAUCCUGAUAACAGCUGCUAUUGCCAAGAAAACUGCCAGGAGGUGAGGUCUGGUCUCCUGAACAUCUCCUCCUGCUGGUAUGGGGCUCCAGUUUUUGCAUCCUAUCCGCACUUUUAUCAAGCCGACCCGUACUACGCGGAUCAGGUGGAGGGCAUGAAGCCCGACAAGGAUCGCCACGCGAUGGUCAUUAUGUUGGAGCCCAAAACCGGAAUGGUGCUGGAGAUCAAGGCCCGCAUAAUGGCCAACUUGUUAGUCGAACCCAAAACCCAUUUAAUCUAUCGCAAUGCGAGAAAGACGUUCUUCCCGUUGAUCUGGGCAGAUUAUAAUGUGCGCAUCACUGACGAUCUGUUAGGAUACGUGAAGUUAAUACCAAUCCUAGAGUUGGUGGGCAAAAUCUGUGGUGUCCUAGGCGCGUCUUUGGGCGUGCUUAUGGUCUUCUGGUAUCCUCACCAGAUGAUUUGGCAGAAAACCCUAAUGCAGAAGAUCGAGAUCAAUGCUCUGGAAACGACCAGAACGUCCGACCCCACAAAAAAUAAUAGUGUGGAGGACUCGCCGCUGCUGAUAGGAUUGCAGUAAACCGUGGCGGGAAAUUCGAACUGAGGGUUUAAGUUUACUAAGUGUGUAUCAUGUCAUAGAGUUAAGUUUGCAGGGUUUUUUCUUGCCUAGUUUAGUUUAAGGCCAAUAAAUGGUAAAUGGUGUUCAAAUUCUCGGUGCCUGAAAAAAUUCGAAUACA
Molecule: messenger RNA, 2194 nt
Organism: Drosophila subpulchrella
Lineage: Eukaryota; Metazoa; Arthropoda; Insecta; Diptera; Drosophilidae
Product: protein peste
Exons: 6
Coding region: 517-2037 (506 amino acids)
Cellular component (GO): membrane; cytoplasm
Molecular function (GO): scavenger receptor activity
Source: RefSeq, a predicted model, not a curated record